Frieseomelitta varia is the source of this 1584-nucleotide messenger RNA. RefSeq lists its product as uncharacterized. Gene Ontology annotation, molecular function: structural constituent of chitin-based larval cuticle. Lineage: Eukaryota; Metazoa; Arthropoda; Insecta; Hymenoptera; Apidae. Gene Ontology annotation, cellular component: chitin-based extracellular matrix. The record is from RefSeq and is a predicted model, not a curated record.
AGGGCGUGGCGAAGGAUGCCGGAUCUCGGAUCGAGGAAUCGCGUCUCCGAGUAUUCGGUGAACGGAUCCGCCUGUCCUUCGACGAUUCCGCGGGUUCCUGGUUCGAAGACCUCGCUCGUCCCCUCCGCUAUGUAUAUAAGUCAAAACCAGAUCGGAAGCAAGGUGCACAGCCCGAACAGUCCUUCGUCGAGCAAGGAGGUUCGCACAGGGAAUACACUAACCGAACGCACGAUGCAGUCGCUGAUUCCGCUGAUCCUGGCUCUGAGCCUAGUCUCAGGCACACCGCUCAACCUGAUUCCGUACGCGUACUUGUCCAGCCCGAUCCCGGUGUUCAAUCAGUUCCAAGACACGAGGACAGGCGUGCAUGCUUACAGCUACGCCGGUGGACCAUCCGCGAAAGAGGAAGUGAAAGACGCCGACGGUGUUCUCCGCGGAUCCUACAGCUACGUGGACGCCAAUGGAAUCCUUCAAUCAGCGUUCUACGUCGCUGACAAGAACGGAUUCCGCGUGGCCGCGACAAAUAUCCCUUCGGACGAGAAUUCGAACAACGAACUAUCUCACAUCAUCCUCGCUAGGAGCGCGGACAAAGCAACCAGCCGCAGAAGACGUAGCUUAGAAGACGCCAGUCUCAGUUCUAAUCAGAAUGAGAAAUCCGAAGACGCCAGUUCUAACCAGAAUGAGAAAUCCGAAAAUCUUCCAAAGGCCGGCGCACAAGAUUCAUCGUCGCAGACUCUGUUACAACCUCUGUUACUGUCCAGUGGCGUUCCGUUGGCGACCUCGCAUCAGAGCCAAGUUCAAGUGCACAACAACGCGCGUCUCGACGUGACGGAGGGCGAGGCCAAGGCGAAACCGGUCGAUCUGCAGCCGAUCCUGCCGGUGCAAACCAUAUUGGGAGACUUGCCGGUGCUGGCUCGAGCGCCCACUUACCACGAGAACCGCAUAGAGUUGCACAAGCAGUUGGGCAUCGAGGGACCCGAGCUGAAAAACGCGGUUAAGAUAGAUCCAGCGCCAUUGACCGUCGUUCGGUCUUCUCCGGCGGUUAUUCCUCUUGCCUCUACCAUCAUAUCUGGCGGUUCGCUCCCCGUCGUAUCCGUGCUCGCCAAGGAAGCUGUACCUAUCAUACCAGCUGCUCAAAUUGGCACCGCGUCCGUAACCACGUCUAUUUCCAGCCACGGUGUCAGUCAGAUUCAUGGACUCACUAAGCAGGCUAAGGACGCCGAGGUUGUCUCUGCUGUUCCAACUAACAUUGCUAAAGAAGAAGAUACAGCUGUGGAGAACAAGGAUGAAGCACCUGCUACCGCUAGAUUGGUCAACGAAGUACCGAUUGCCAAGGAAGCAAAUUUGGUUCCAGUGGUGCCGGUCGCUAAGGAAGCCAGCUCGGCUGCAGCCACCACCGUCACUACAUCCAUCUCCAGUCAUGGGAUCAGUCAGAUUCACGGGAAUUCGCAGGUGAACAUCGAACCAGCGUGGCUAGUCAAGAGCGCACCUAUUGCCCAGCUUCAUCCUGUCGUCGGCGUACCGAUUUAUCUUCAUUAGAUGUGUCGUUAAAUGUAACCUGGGGAUGUUGAUCGAGAAUUUUUUUCU